AUGCCCUUUCACACUCCUUUCUUGAAUUUCUCGAAAGUUCAUCAUCUUUUGUAUGGGAGCUGUCUUGGCCUUGGGAAUGCCUUGUGGUACUGCUGUCACCAUGUUUCAUCCAAACUCUGCUUGAUUAUACGCUAUUCUUUCUUUUGCUUGAAAGAGGCAUUUGGAUCAUCCCCUUCAUGGCUUUUGUGGCUCAGGUAUAGCACCUUUGUAGUGCUAUAUCCAACAGGCAUCAGCAGCGAAGUUGGUCUGAUAUACAUUGCCUUGCCAUUCAUCAAGGCAUCAGUUAAGUACUGCAUAAGGAUGCCCAACAAAUGGAACUUCUCAUUCGAUUACUUUUGUGCUGCUAUUGUUGUGUUGGGAAUCUAUGUUCCAGGUAGCAUACAUCUGUAUAGUUACAUGCUUGCACAGAGGAAGAAAGCUCUAUCAAAAUCAAAGAAAGAGUAGAGUAGCAUUUGUAGUGUGUUCAUUUUGUUUGUUUUUUCCCAAACAUAGGAAGGAUAUGGACAUGUCUUUCUUCCUGUUCACAUAAAUUGUAGGUUAUUUAUCUUAAAGUCAAAACAAUGGAGGAAGGGAAAUGAAAUGAUUUGAUUCUUUUGUGCUAAAUUCCUAAUUUCUGAAAUGGCCAUGCGCAAAAUAUUCACCAAUAGCUCAAAUGACCUUUGGAUCAGAAAUGACUCAACAUUAGGAAACAAGCAAGUUUUCAAAACAGUCUCUUUCUCUCCUUCCACGGAAUGUCUAUAUUGAGAAAUUCUAAUUCAAAA
Vigna umbellata (rice bean) is the source of this 761-nucleotide messenger RNA. The record is from RefSeq and is a predicted model, not a curated record. Lineage: Eukaryota; Viridiplantae; Streptophyta; Magnoliopsida; Fabales; Fabaceae.